Molecule: messenger RNA, 1153 nt
Organism: Cylicocyclus nassatus
Lineage: Eukaryota; Metazoa; Nematoda; Chromadorea; Rhabditida; Strongylidae
Source: the annotation of a GenBank genome assembly
GACACGCGAGCGCGUCGCCGCGACGCGCUCGCCACGCCAUCGUCGUCACCGCCGCCGACGAAUUGAUCGCUGUUGCGUUCUGUGGCUGACCUCCGGCUCGCCAAACCGCUACUUCUAAGCCCGUAUGGCUCAGUGGACUGACCCAUCUCGUACAUUUCUCAUACAAGAAGUCCGAGGACGUCGCGUCUUAUGGGAUAAUACUAUUAACGAUACGAAUAUCAAAGCGGCUAAAGCGGCCGCAUUCGCCGAAAUCGCUAAUGUGAUGAACGAAGCGUUCCCGUCAAGCACGAAGUACACAGCUGAAGAUAUUCGAUCGCAAUGGAAAAACCUCAAAGACACAUUUGUUCGAAAAUUACGAUGGGUUUCCGAGGGAAAAUACACAGACGACCCUUUAAAAGAACCUACAUGGAAAUUUUAUCGAAUGCUAUCGUUUUUGGAUGAUAAAGGGUCGAAACGAUUGUCAAAUGAUCAUCCCAUUUUUGACAUUGCCGCUUUGCAACGGGAUCAUGGUUUGGACCUUGUCAAGAACGAGCUACAUCACAUUCAAUAUAAUGACAGCAAUCAAAGCGCUGCAUCAAGCGAAGAACAAAUGCUGUCAUUAUUUGCACAGUCAUAUUCAAAUACUGAAAAACCUCAAACACAGUUGGAUUCACCUCCAUCUCCUGCGUUACCGCCAGUAUCGAACGCAGAAAGUGGGACGACGGAUAAUAUAGUCUCAAAAAGUAAUGCAGCUUAUCCACAAUCUAUGGAUGACGAAGAGGAGCCACGGAGGAAAAGGCCGUACCAUCGCCGUCAUAAUAUCACCAACCAACAACAACAGGAUGAAUUCGAACUUUUUGGAGCCAUAGUAGCUGCACAGUUACGCCGGGUUUCGGACGAGUACUCACGCGCAGCCUCUUUACGACUACAAAAGAAGCUGAAUGAUGUGAUAUUUGAGUCACAAAUGGAAUUGCUUGAAAACGGGAACUAGUCGCUGUGGUUGAUCUGUGAAUCGAUAUGAAUCGAUAUACAUAUUUUAGUUGAAAAGAUCAUCAUUUUUUGAAAAUUUUUAUUCUGAUCACAACAAAUGUUGAAUUGUUAUGCAUGCAAGAGUUAAGGUUUGUUCAUAUUGAGCAAUUUUUUGUAAGGCUGAAAAUGAAGAUUUGAGAAAAAG